Musa acuminata AAA Group (dessert banana) is the source of this 2136-nucleotide messenger RNA. RefSeq names its product auxin transporter-like protein 4. The record is from RefSeq and is a predicted model, not a curated record. NCBI's taxonomy places the organism in Eukaryota, Viridiplantae, Streptophyta, Magnoliopsida, Zingiberales, Musaceae. Gene Ontology annotation, molecular function: amino acid transmembrane transporter activity. Gene Ontology annotation, biological process: amino acid transmembrane transport. The transcript is spliced from 9 exons. The coding region runs from base 489 to 1952 and encodes 487 amino acids. Gene Ontology annotation, cellular component: membrane.
AGCUCCACGAAUCCAACCUCUGUAUCUCAAGCUGCUGCCGCUGCUGCUGCUCUUGCGACGAAGAGCAUCUCGGCUAAAAGGCUGCCACCAACACUCCCAUCUCUUCUCGUGCUUCUAGCUCGAAGCGCGUGUAUUUACUGCGGUUCUUCGGCGUAGAGAGAGCGUGUGUGGUUCGAACAGUAAAAGGAAGGACGGCUCGGUCAGUGUUCGAACGAGAAGUGCGACGGAAGCAAAGUGUUGUUACGGAGAGGGAAGCGAGGACGCGCGUUACUCUGCUCCUCACCUUCUAACGCAUAAGCUCUAAGCAGCGUCAGCGUCGGCUGGUGCGUUUAUCUGCUCGGAGUUGCUUUCUUCCUGGGUUGAAUUCUCUUCUUGCCCAGUAAUAAGAGAUCGGAUCGGCUUCCUUGGCGCUGUUGCUGUUGCUGUUGGGAGGACGAGGAGACCGGUGAAAGGAGGCCCGUGGUGAGGCUUCGGCAGAGGAAGGAAAGAUGCCGCCGCAGACGCAAGCCGAGGAGGCUGCCAUCGUGGCCAGCGGCAUCGCUGCCUUCAACAGUGAGAUGGAGCAGGGGAGCGGCGGCAAGGAAGCGGACGGAGGGAGGGACUCCGCGUUCACCAUGAAGAGCCUCCUCUGGCACGGCGGCUCCGCCUGGGACGCCUGGUUCAGCUGCUCCUCCAAUCAAGUGGCGCAGGUGCUGCUGACGCUGCCGUACUCGUUCUCGCAGCUGGGGAUGCUGUCCGGGGUGAUCCUGCAGCUGUUCUAUGGCAUCAUGGGCAGCUGGACGGCGUACCUCAUCAGCGUUCUCUACGUCGAGUACCGGACUCGGAAGGAGAAGGAAAACGUCAGCUUCAGCAACCACGUUAUCCAGUGGUACGAGGUGCUUGAUGGACUGCUGGGGCGGUACUGGAAGGCCGCCGGCCUCGCCUUCAACUGUACCUUCCUCCUCUUCGGCUCAGUCAUCCAGCUCAUCGCCUGUGCCAGCAACAUAUACUACAUCAAUGAUCGGCUGGAUAAGAGGACAUGGACGUACAUCUUUGGCGCCUGCUGCGCCACCACCGUGUUCAUACCCUCCUUCCACAACUACAGGUUAUGGUCCUUCCUCGGCCUCGGCAUGACCACCUACACCGCCUGGUACCUCACCAUCGCCGCCGUCGUCCACGGCCAGGCGGAAGGCGUGGCGCACUCGGGUCCGACGAAGCUGGUGCUGUACUUCACCGGAGCCACCAACAUACUCUACACCUUCGGCGGCCACGCGGUCACCGUGGAGAUAAUGCACGCCAUGUGGAGACCGCAAAAGUUCAAGUACAUCUACCUACUGGCGACGCUGUACGUGUUCACGCUGACGCUGCCGUCGGCGGCUGCCGUGUACUGGGCCUUCGGGGACCAGCUGCUGACGCACUCCAACGCCUUCUCGCUGCUGCCAAGGUCCGGGUGGAGGGACGCCGCCGUCAUCCUCAUGCUCAUCCACCAGUUCAUCACCUUCGGCUUCGCCUGCACCCCGCUCUACUUCGUGUGGGAGAAGGUGAUCGGAGUGCACGACACCCGGAGUAUUUGCCUCCGAGCCUUGGCUCGCCUCCCCGUCGUCAUCCCCAUCUGGUUCCUGGCCAUCGUCUUCCCCUUCUUCGGGCCCAUCAACUCCGCGGUGGGCGCGCUCCUCGUCAGCUUCACCGUCUACAUCAUUCCUGCUCUGGCUCACAUGCUCACCUACCGGACGCAGUCUGCACGACAGAAUGCCGCCGAGAAGCCGCCCUUGUUCUUGCCAAGCUGGGCGGCGAUGUACGCGGUGAACGCCUUCGUGGUGGGGUGGGUGCUCGUGGUCGGCUUCGGGAUCGGCGGGUGGGCCAGCAUGACCAACUUCAUCAACCAGGUCGACACCUUCGGGCUCUUCGCCAAGUGCUACCAGUGCCCCAAGCCACAGCCACCGCCUGCGCCCGCACCACAGAAGCAUCACUGAACCACCUGCCUCUCGCACACACCUUGAAACCUGCUCCAUAGAACAAAGUUGUUAGUCGACCUUUGGAUAUCAGUUAAACUGUUACAUACAAAGAAAAGGUGAAUGGUUCACUGUGGGCUGGCCCUCCUGCCAUCGCCCGGUGGUGUUGGAUGAUCUGUUACAGGUUUCUAUUCUUCGACUCUCA